Molecule: messenger RNA, 5356 nt
Organism: Anolis carolinensis (green anole)
Lineage: Eukaryota; Metazoa; Chordata; Lepidosauria; Squamata; Anolidae
Gene: camk4
Product: calcium/calmodulin dependent protein kinase IV
Exons: 14
Coding region: 318-1619 (433 amino acids)
Biological process (GO): protein phosphorylation
Molecular function (GO): ATP binding; calcium/calmodulin-dependent protein kinase activity; calmodulin binding
Source: RefSeq, a predicted model, not a curated record
GUCACUUAGCAACAGGAAAGGGGCAGGCAAGAAAGGAUAAAGGGAUACAGGCCAGGCAGAAAGAAACAGCAGCCUAGGCAUCAAGGAAUAAAUGAGCUGAAUGCCUUGAAAGAACAGCAACCCCACUCUCCAAGGAUCAUGGAAACAACAUUAUGUUAAACCUGGCAGAGAAGCAACGCCUCCCUCCCUUCCCAGGAUCCCGAAGUACUGUCUCCAACUGGAUUCUGAAGACCCGCAACGCAAAGAGUCCCUCUCCCUGAAGAUAAGACCCAGCUGGUUCGGCGCCGAAGUUGCUCCCGCAGCCCCCCGACCGCAGCAUGCUCAAAGUCACCCUGCCCUCCUCCUCCUCGCCCUCCCCGGCGGCGGCGGCAGCCUCGCCCGCCUCCUCGCCCUCCUCGCCGCCCCCUGCCUCCGCCUCCGCCUCUUCUUCCGCCGCCGGGGGGCGAGCGGGGGUCUUGCCCCCCCCGAAGGCCGCCCCCGACAGCGCGGAUUACUGGAUCGACGGCUCCAACCGAGACACCUGGGCCGACUAUUACGAGCUGGAGUCCGAGCUGGGACGGGGUGCUACCUCUAUUGUCUACAGAUGCAGACAGAAGGGAACGCAAAAGCCAUUUGCUGUCAAAAUAUUGAACAAAACUUUGUUGCCUGCUGAAGAGCUCUGUGCAACUCUAAAGAAGUUGUUUGAAGAAAAGGUAGACAAGAAGAUUGUCCGGACAGAAAUAGGUGUUCUACUUCGACUUUCACAUCCAAAUAUUAUAAAGUUGAAGGAAAUAUUUGAAACGCCUGCAGAAAUCAGCCUUGUCUUAGAACUCGUCACAGGAGGAGAGCUGUUUGACAGGAUUGUGGAAAAGGGGUAUUACAGUGAACGGGAUGCUGCUGAUGCUGUGAAACAAAUCCUCGAGGCAGUGGCUUAUCUACAUGCUAAUGGAAUUGUCCACCGUGAUUUGAAGCCAGAAAACCUUCUGUAUGCAACACCAGCUCCUGAUGCACCUUUAAAAAUAGCUGAUUUUGGACUUUCCAAGAUUGUUGCAGAUCAAGUGACCAUGAAAACUGUCUGUGGAACUCCAGGGUAUUGCGCACCGGAAAUUCUACGAGGAUGUGCCUAUGGCCCUGAAGUAGACAUGUGGUCCUUAGGAAUAAUCACCUACAUCUUACUUUGUGGUUUUGAACCAUUUUAUGAUGAAAGAGGAGACCAAUACAUGUUCAAGAGAAUUCUGAAUUGUGAAUAUGAUUUCGUUUCCCCUUGGUGGGAUGAUGUGUCUCUGAAUGCCAAGGACUUGGUAAAGAAGCUAAUUGUACUUGACCCCAAAAAGCGUCUUACAACAUUUCAAGCUCUGCAACAUCCCUGGGUCACAGGAAAGGCGGCCAAUUUUGCACAUAUGGAUACAGCCCAAAAGAAACUCCAAGAAUUCAAUGCUCGGCGUAAACUUAAGGCUGCAGUGAAAGCUGUUGUUGCAUCAACUCGCCUUGGAAGCGCAAGCAGCCACAGCAGUCAUGACAGCAAGUCAAUCCAACGUGAAAGCGAUUCUGAUGAGAGACUGGGGGGGAAAGAAGAUGCAGGAAGCUUUGCUGAACCUCAGCCAGUGGUCUUUCAGGAAGAAGCGCCUGAAGAGCCUUAGAUUUUAGGGUAUUUGUUUCAGCUGAGAUGUGUCAUUUCAUGCACCAGCCAAGUUACCAUUCAGCAGGAAAGAAUUAUAAGCAUUGACCCUUCUGGGGUGGCUUUGCUUUGAGAUGCAAAAUACACUAGCUGGUGACCUGAACUUCAAUGCAUGUGACUGCUUCUGAAAAAAAAAAUAGUAAACAGUCUUUUAUUGGCAUGCCAUGGAUAAAGUGAUAUGUACAGUGAUACCAAGAGAGUAGGGAGCGUGGGAGAUUCCUUGUGGUCAACACAUAUAUCUCAUAUAAAAUGUUUAUAGAUAAUCUCUGAAAGGAGUGAGGAUUCUGGUUAAUACAAGUUAGGCAUUUCCUAGAGAUCAUGACAUUUCUUUGAUAUGCUUCCUUUCAAACUCAUAAUCACUCAGUAGAUUGAUGGGACACUUCAGAUCCACCAGGUGUUUUUGUUUUUGUUUUUUUCAAACCAGGAUGUGGGACAUUUUGCAUCUAACAGAUAAUUUGCAAAUUUUUUACCAUGGAGGAAUUUAUAUGCAAAAGCAUUCCGCACAUUCCGCACAGAUUGAAAUGUUCCUUUGAAGGGUUAUGAAAUUGUCUGUUCCUGAAGCUGAUGAUAAGAAUGCCUUAUCUCUAUCACUCACUGUUUUGAUGAUCUCCAAAAUAUCUGUCAGACUUCUGACAUUUCAGUAUCUGCGAUGACUGAGGAAAUACUAAAAGCAGCACACAAACAAAGAAGGUAGGUGCCACUGUUAAAGGCCAGUUGGAAUUAGUCACAGCUCUGAAUCUGUGAGUAUACAGUGAGGAAGGAUAUACAAUGUGAGACUUUUUCAGUAGGAAAACACUCAAGAAGCUGAAAUAAACAACAGAAAUGCUUACAUAGCUGAGGAUACCAGAGGUGUGCAAUUGGGUGGGUUUUUUUUUUUUUUUUUUUUACCUCUGAUGAUUACAGAAAUGCCAGUAAAGACCAGCAUCAGGGUAAAUUCAGAUGCUUUUCUGUAGAAAAGGAGUUAAGAACUUUGUCUUAUAUGAAUUGAGGGAAAACGCAGAACUGAUGUCUAACAACAAGCAUUCAUUUGUAAUAUAUUUUAUAACACAUGACUUUCUAAAUAGAUACAUUACAAAGACAAUGGAAAGUGAUAAUUUUCUUACAGCACAAUCCUAAGGUAGAAGCAAGUUCUAUUUCAUUUACUAAAACUUACUCCCAAAUAUGUGGACACAGAAUUACGAUUUCAGUUGCUUUUCAGGUACUCCGGCACUGACAUAUAGGCAGUUACUCCUUAUUAUCUUACUUCUUAAUUAUUUAGAAGCAUUUCAGAGUAGAAGAUUCAAAGCUUAGCUGAGGUUAGACUAUGCACAGAAAGUAUGAAUUGAUUUUGUGUUUCCUGUUCUACUGCAUUAUUUAUAUUAGGCCUGGUAAAUUAGAACAGCACACUUCAUUUUUCAGUGAAAGUCUGAUACUACUUUUUUAAAGUCAUAGGGUUUUGACACAUGUUCAAUGUGUAAAUAAUUAGAACUUAACGUGACAAAAAUAUUUCUUUAGCACAAGGAGUCGUUGACCCAAGCACAAGAAGUAAACACAUUCCAAGAUCUUGGAAGGGAAAAAUAGAGGUGUAUUUUAUAUUUGCAAUGGCAAAUUAAAUUAUUGCCUGGAGAAAAGAACAUAAAUAGGGAAGCGCUGCAUGAUCCGUAACACUUAAUGUAAAGGAAAAUUUCUUUUUCUUCUGUGAAGGAUAAUGCUCUGGAGUUGCCAGUGGGUUGUGGAAUAUGUUCAAGAGGAAUGGCAAUCCCUGUUCAUGAGGAGGUUGUGCACACUUUUAAUAUUGCAAGGUGACAGUUUCGGGUGUUGCUUUGCAGAUGCAUGGCCCAUUGAAAUAAAUGGCUUGCAUUAUUAGUAACCUUGGGAUGCAGCCUGGGUUUAGGACCAGGUUAUUGUUUCCAGGAAAAAAAGUUGUGCUUUUUAUAAGUAUAUGGUGCAUUCUUUUCCAAGACCAAUCCUUCAAGAAAGUUAGGGUUUUUUAAAUUUAAAACAUGAUACAUAGAAUAGCACAAUAGUAGAGGCCUGAAAGUCAUUAGAGCUGUGACAAAACAUAAGAGUUUCAGCAUCUUACCAGUGAAUUUUGAAGGGCUAAUCAAAGCAUCUGCAAAGGCGAAAUUCAUCCCAGAACCCCAAGCUGUAAUACAGAUAGGUGCACUUAACCAAUGUGUCAGUUUGAGCAAUUCAGUAGUUAAAAGUAUUGGGAAAUUGAAAAUGCUGCACAAUAGUGGUGCUAUCAAUCUUCCACAGUAAUGAAAUUGCAGAUGAUGAGAGCAGGUUCACAACCCAUCUAUAUCUUAGCUUGUUAGGUGGAAUUUUAUUAUAUGUUAUAGCAGAGUAGUUUCACUAUUACAGAGACCAGUCAUCAGAUGCUUAGAAGACACCAUAAUGCUAAAUGGAAAGAAGAUAAUGCAGGGUGGUUAUACAUAACAAUACAGUUCAGAAACCAUGUAUUGCUCCAUUUCUAUAUAAUAGAUGGAAAAAAAAUCUUACCAGUAUGUUUACAAGGAAUCCACAUCUGUAAAUCUUAAUCCGAAGUCCAUAUCCAUGCUAGAUGGAAUAUUCUAAUAACAAGCAUCAUGGCAAAACAAAAGAGUAUGUUAUAUUUGACUCUUGUGGGGGUUGCAACAGGUUCAGUUAUUAAGUGUUUUUUUAAAGCAAGGUAUCACACAUAGUUGUUUAACCUUAAGCCAUGUGGAGUGCCACGGCAUUUACUCCCACGACUGAAUGCAUAGCACUGAAGCCCAAAAGCAUGGCUUUGGUACUUAGUAAACAGUCAUGGCUGCUUGACCUCAGAUUCCCCACUCUCCUAUGUGCAAUAUUGGGAUUAUAAUUCCAGCCUACCUUACAGGGCUACUGUAAAGAUUGUGACAAUAAAUAGAUAUAUGAAAUGUUGUGAAUGCAGAAUAUUAAUACUAAAUAUAGCUUUUUACUUGAUCGAUGAAGGUAUACCAGUUCUCUAUUUCUGCUCCAAUUCCUGGUUGACACACUACUGGAAUAUGUAUAUAUCUCAAAAGCAGAGGGCACACACAGAAUGAAUCAUGCAAAAAAUUUCAGUGGGACUUUAGUCCCAGUUAUAUAGAAGAUUGCUGCCUAAAAGCACACUUAUUACACUGACCUUGUCUACACAAGAUUAAUUCCUACCAAGUUUAGUAGAACUUACUCCCAAAUACAGAUCAUAGCUGCAAUGAAUUUAAGUUAUGUUUAACUGUGUGUUUCAUCAUGAUCUAAGGCACUAGGAUUUUAUUAUUAAGGGUUUUUUCUGUGUGUGAAUAUGAUAUGGUUAAAGUGAAAUGUAUUUUAUACAAAUGACAUUAGCAAAGAGACCAUAAGAAAGGCUUUGACAAUACUUGUCUGUAUUCAGGUGCUUCCACUGUAUGUGUCCAUCUAUGCCGUAUUAAUUUCUUUCACACAUUCAGGACCUUUUUCAUAACAGUGCUACAUUCAAAAUCCAACCAAAAAACAUUUAUUUCUGGCAGUGCACACAGAAUAUAAACACAAAUAUCAAGUUGGCAUAGUAUCUCACUUCCAUGUAAAGUAAGGAAGAACUUUGAAUUAGACACUUGUUUGCCUUUUCUGAAGCUUUAAUAAUUGGGACUUACCUAGUCUUUUCAUAUAAUCGGGGAACAGAAUGAAAGGAUACACUUGGAUGCUGAAAUGUUUAAAAAGUGAUUUGCAUGUACUAUAUGAAAAUAAAGAAGUAAGACUUGG